Messenger RNA from Emericellopsis cladophorae, 1020 nucleotides. Its product is annotated as meiotic helicase. The coding region runs from base 1 to 1020 and encodes 339 amino acids. The record is from RefSeq and is a predicted model, not a curated record. NCBI's taxonomy places the organism in Eukaryota, Fungi, Ascomycota, Sordariomycetes, Hypocreales, Bionectriaceae. The transcript has a single exon.
AUGCCCGAUCUCUUCUCGUCGACUAUGCUGCCACCACCUCGACCAACGCCCAAACUCCAGCAAAAGCCCGCAGCGCCAGACCCUGCGACUCUCCAGCUGCGCUACAAGCUCUCCACCCCGACCUUCUCCAUUCUCUCCGCCAUCCCUGCGUCACCAGAUCGCCGGGCCAUCCUUCAGACAGCCUCCCAAGCCACUGAGUUUGGGUCCUUCCCCAUCCACGCCGGCGAAAAGGCCUUCUUCAGAACAAUCAACGAGACCAAGCCCAUACCCUACCUCAUCCGCGAAGCCGUCUCACAGCCAUGGCACAAGGUGUUUCUCCUGGUACAAAUCGAUCUCAUGAACGAUGGCUGGCCCAGCAAGCUCAGCGCUGCGGCCAGGAAGGAACUCUACAGAGAGAGAGGCCGGAUCUACAACAUCCUCGAAAAGUGCUUGCGUUGCGUCGUCGACAUUCUUGGCCAGAGAAUGGAUGGUCAUGGUGUGAGCACGGGACUGGACGUUCUACGGAGCAUCAAGGCAGGAGUUUGGGAGGGCAACGGUCAGGACUUGCUCCAGGUCGAGGGAAUCGGCCCUGCUCGUGCUGCGAAACUGACCAAGGCAGGUAUACGGAACAUCCUUCAAUUGUCAGGGAUGGAAUUUUUCCAUAUUGAGAGGCUAUUGAGCCGUAAUCCACCCUUCGGCCAGCAGAUACUCCGCGCUGUGGCUUGCUUCCCGCUGUUGAAUCUCAAGCUAGACGUUGUGCCAAGAGGGCGAGAGGGCGAUAACAAUUGGAUAGUGAGGAUUUUGAUCUCAUACGACAAUGAGAAAAUGCCUCAGUGGAAAAAGGCACGACCGUGGACGACGCUCGUCAUCGAGGGUGAGGACGGACGCCUGAUCUGGUUCUGGAGAGGAAGCACCAAGAAGUUGGGCGGCGGUAAAGAGAUGGUCGUCUCUCUGAACGCGAAGAAAGACGAGCAGCUCAAAGUGAUUUUCGCAUGCGAGGAAGUUGUGGGUACAAUGAUCAAAGAAACAUUCCGUAUCUGA